AUGUCAAAAGAACAAGAAACCAUUGCACUCAUUGGCUUGGGAACCAUUGGUCUCUCUUUUGCCGCGCUACAUCUUCGCUAUUCAAAUGCCAACCUAAGACUGUACGACGUCCGCAACGAUCUGCAGCAACACAUUGAAAACCUCUUACCAGUGUACCUCGAAUCAACUAAGAAAGAAGGCAGCAGCACUGAACUAUCUGUCAAACAACUGCUGUCUGAUAGUCGAAUUGUGAUAUGUUCUUCCCUGGAAGAAGCUUGCUCAAACGCGACGAUAGUUCAGGAGCAAGGACCCGACAACGUUGACUUUAAGAAAUCGACUUGGGCUCAAGUCAUUGAAUUCGCUCCGUCUAUUGCACAUCUAUGGAGCUCAACAUCUGGCAUACAGGCUUCGAAGCAGGUGGAAGACCUUGAAGACAAGUCAAGACUACUCGUGGUUCAUCCUUUCAAUCCACCUCAUAUAAUGCCACUGAUCGAAGUCGUCCCUUCGCCGCACACAGCACCUGAAAGAACACAGUUUGCAAUCGACUAUUUCAAAAAUCUAGGCUCAGGUCACCGUCCCGUGAGGAUUAACAAAGAAACCCAAGGCUUCGUCGGCAACCGUCUAGCGUUUGCUCUUUUCCGCGAGGCAUGCCACUUAGUCUCCAACGACGUCGUCUCUGUCCAAGAUUUGGACACUAUCGUCGAAGCUAGCAUAGCGCCGCGAUGGGCUGUAGCUGGCCCUUUCAACACUUACAACAGCGCAGGCGGAACAGGCGGUAUCGCGGCAUUUUUGCAUAAUUUGGCUGAUACUAUGGAAGCGUGCUGGGAUGAUGGAGGCAAAAUCAGUCUGAAGGGAACGUCUGUUACCAAAUCGAGUAAUGAUGGAGACGGGAACGAGGAUUGGACAGAUAAGAUUUCGAAGGAAACGGAAGAGGUUUACGGACGACCAACUGCGGAAUCGCUAGCAAGGCGUGAUCGCAAUUUACAAAAUAUUAUAACAGCUCAGCCUAACGAGGCUUAG
Messenger RNA from Fusarium venenatum, 999 nucleotides. RefSeq lists its product as uncharacterized. Gene Ontology annotation, molecular function: L-gulonate 3-dehydrogenase activity; NAD+ binding. Gene Ontology annotation, biological process: fatty acid metabolic process. NCBI's taxonomy places the organism in Eukaryota, Fungi, Ascomycota, Sordariomycetes, Hypocreales, Nectriaceae. The record is from RefSeq and is a predicted model, not a curated record.